Molecule: messenger RNA, 4468 nt
Organism: Bicyclus anynana (squinting bush brown)
Lineage: Eukaryota; Metazoa; Arthropoda; Insecta; Lepidoptera; Nymphalidae
Exons: 8
Coding region: 1364-4462 (1032 amino acids)
Molecular function (GO): UDP-glycosyltransferase activity
Source: RefSeq, a predicted model, not a curated record
GGAGUGUAAUUGCAGGCCUCAACCACUAGUUGGUUGGGAUGGAUGGCAGCUCUGUCAAAAUAGUUUUGAGAGAGCUGUUUCAUGUACUUAGCUAUUGUCGGUAAUUCUAGAUCUCUAUGGAGGUCAUUAUUGCGUAAAAACCACGGCGCGCCCGUGAUUUGACGCAGAAAAUGAUUCUGUAGGGUUUGAAGCGGCCUAAGGGUCGCUUUUGGACGGUGGGCAAAGACUACACUAGCGUAGGUUAAGAUCGGACGGAUCGUAGUUUUAUAAAGCGUUAGCUUUGAGCGGAGGGAAGUGUACGUUUUCUGUGUUUGUGAAAGUUAUACGAGUAGUGUAUAGAGAGUACUACACAAGGUAUUUUUAUAUUAUUUAUUUUUAAAGCAGCCACAAAAAUAAUGCUAUGCUCUAAAAUGAGCUAAUAAUGUUGCUCUAAAAAGUUUAUGACUAUUUCAUCAUACCUAUAGCUCGCUAACAAACGAACAGAUACUCCUAGCACUGGCUGAGACUUAUAAAGUAUGAAAGCCUAAAUGUGAUAGUUUGCACAUAUCAACAAGAUUAGGCGUUAGGUAUUGGGUGUGCAUAAUUUGAGGACCGCAUACUGUUUACAGUUUUCACACACUCUAUUUUUUAAUUAUGGGCAAAAAGUUAUAUAAGCAUAUUUGUGGGCAAAAUAAUUUGCUUCAAAUUAUGAUUACAAAUUUUUUGUAAGAUGCAUAGUAUCAGAGAUAUCGCAAAAAAGUGUUUUCACUCCUUUUUUCAAGAUGGCGGCCAAGGGACAAUGGUGACGACCCGACAAACUUGAGGUAAAGCUUCUAUUGACCCUCACACAUGCGCCAAAAAUAAAAUUGCGUCCUCAAAAAAAUGCAAAGAUCAUGUAACAUUUCAAUGGACUAAAAUUAGAACAUCAGCUAUUAGUAUAUACCUGUACAAUGGUGGACAUCUGUUCUCCGCAUUUUUCACGAUAACUUUUUUCUUAAGAAAAAUUCAGAUUAAACAGCAAAAAUAAGCCGCUAAUACUUAAACAUAAAAUGUAACUUCAGACAAACCAAUUUUUUUUCAUGUUUAUCGGAUAUAAACCCCUUUAGUAAUUGUAGAAAUUAGCGUAGAAGUAAUGAAGAAAACACUAAAGUUGGUUAUCUUAAUCUACAGUGUUUUUUUUAAUUUAUUCCAAAUCAUGUUUGAUUUCAAUGUACAGACACUCGAUUUCUACAUUUUUGUUACAGUAUUCUUAUAAUUGACAUGAUGUUUAUGAGUGUAUCAGUCUGUUAUAUUAUCUAUAUAAUAACAUACUAUUUACAGUAAAUAUAAUCAUUUAUAAGCUUACAUUGAUUUCAUACGUCGUGUUAGAUAUUAUCAAACAGCAAUGUAUAAGUUAUUUAAAUUAUUUUGUAUAAUUUCUUUGAUUGGUAAAAUCGAGCCUGCAAAAAUAUUAGCAGUAUUUCCAGUAGCAUCUAUUAGUCACCAAGUAGUGUUUCGUCCCUUAAUGCACGAAUUAGCAAAGCGUGGACACGAAGUUGUAGUGAUAACACCAGAUCCAGCGUAUCCUAAAGGACAAUCGCCCCAAAAUCUAACUGAGAUAGAUAUUCAUGAUUUGUCUUACAAAAUAUGGAAUGAUCUUUUAGAAACUGGAAUGGGUCAAAAUCGUAUAACUUCGGUGGAAAUGAGAAUGUUUUUGGGCUUGAUGACAAAGGCUUUUGAAGCACAAAUGAAAUCCGAGGAUGUCCAAAAACUUCUUAAAGACAAAAGCAAAUCUUUUGAUUUACUGUUUACUGAAUCUUGUGUUAGACCUGCUUUAAGUUUUGGCUAUCGAUACAAUGUACCCAUUAUAGAAUUCAGUUCGUUAGGAAGUAUAUUUGGAUCAAUUUAUGGAACUGGAGUACCAACGAAUUAUCUUGUGUAUCCUUCACCAUUGCGAACCAGAGUCUAUAAUUUAUCAUUGUGGGAAAAGAUUUCAGCAGUGUAUAAUGACUAUAAAAUUGAUAAAGUUAUAGAAGAACAUAAAGAAGAAGAGAAUAAGGUAGUAAGAGGCUUAUUUGGACCUAACGUACCUGAUUUAAGUGAGUUGAAAAAAAAUGUACAUCUGAUGUUUUUGAAUGUUAAUCCUAUUUGGGAUUUUAAUAGACCCGUUCCACCAAACAUAAUAUACUUGGGUGGUAUUCAUCAGAACCUGCAUAAGGACUUGCCAAAGGAUAUCAAAAGUUAUCUAGAUUCUUCUCAAAAUGGGGUGAUAUACAUGAGUUUUGGUACAAACGCAAGACCUUCAUUGUUACCAGUUGAAACAUUGAAAGUAUUCACAAAUGUGUUCUCUGAACUGCCUUAUGAUAUAUUAUGUAAGUGGGAUAAAGAAGAACUACCAAAUCGUCCAGAAAAUGUCAGAGUUUCAAAAUGGUUACCACAAUCAGAUUUAUUAAAACACCCAAAUGUGAAGUUAUUCAUAACCCAAGGAGGGCUACAGUCUACUGACGAAGCUCUUAAUGCUGGUGUGCCGUUAGUUGCGAUACCAUUUCUCGGAGAUCAGUGGUUUAAUGCUGAGCAAUAUGAAAAACUAAAUAUUGGAAUACAUCUUGAUUUGGAAACUAUUACUGAAAAAAACCUGAAGAAUGCCAUUGAAAAAACUAUUCAAGAUAAAACGUACCGUGAAAACGUAGUCAAACUGCAUAGCUUAAUGCGCGAUCAGCCUCAGACGCCACUGGAGCGUGCCGUGUGGUGGACGGAGUACGUGCUGCGGCACGGCGGAGCGACGCAUCUACGUGCCGCGGGCGCGCAUAUGCACUGGACGAAAUAUUACGCUAUGGAUGUUGUAAUGCUUCUAGUGUUCGGAGUACUGGCUAUUUUAAUAGUCAUUAUAUUUACCAUCACCCGAUUAGCAAUGCAAUUGAAGGAUUUCAAAAAUAUUACUAAUCAAACAAUGUACUACUUACUAAAAAUAUAUUGUGUUAUUAAUGUGAUUAAAGCGAUGGAGUCUGCAAGAAUAUUAGCAGUGUAUCCAGCAGCAUCUAUUAGUCACCAAGUUGUGUUUCGUCCUUUAAUGCACGAAUUAGCAAAACGUGGACAUGAAGUUGUAGUGAUAACAACAGAUCCCGCAUAUCCCAAGGGAAAAGCCCCCCAAAAUCUAACUGAAAUAGAUCUCCAUGAUUUGUCUUACAAAGCUUGGAAUGAUAUUUUAGAAACAGAAAUAGCACGAAAUCGUUUGACAUCUGUGGAAGUUAAAACAUUUUUACACGUAAUGAUUAAGACUUUUGAAGCACAAGUGAUGUCUGAGGAUGUCCAGAAACUCCUGCAGGACAAAAGCAAAUCUUUUGAUUUACUAUUUGUUGAAUCUUGUGUGAGACCUGCCUUAAGUUUUGGACAUCGAUACAAUGUUCCAAUAAUAGAGUUCAGUUCGUUAGGAAAUUUGUUAGGAUCAGUUUAUGGAACCGGAGCCUCGACGAAUUAUCUUGUGUAUCCUUCGUCAUUGCGAAGCAGAGUUUAUGAUUUGUCCUUAUGGGAAAAGAUUUCAGCGGUGUAUAGUGACUACAGUAUUGACAGAGUAUUAGAAGAAUAUGAAGAAGAACAAAAUAAAGUAAUAAGAGGAUUAUUUGGUUCUAACACACCUACUCUUAGUGAAUUGAAAAAAAAUGUACACCUUAUAUUUUUGAACGUUAAUCCCAUCUGGGACUUUAAUAGACCCGUUCCACCUAACAUAAUAUAUUUGGGUGGUAUUCAUCAAAAACCUAACCAGGAGUUACCAAAGGAUAUCAAGACUUACCUGGACUCGUCUCAAAAUGGGGUGAUAUACUUGAGUUUUGGUACAAACGCUAGACCUUCGUUAUUACCAACUGAAACAUUGAAAAUAUUCACAAAUGUAUUCUCACAACUGCCUUACGAUAUAAUAUGUCGAUGGGAUAAAGAAGAAAUACCAAAUCGCCCACAUAAUGUCAGAGUUUCAAAAUGGUUACCCCAAUCAGAUAUAUUAAAGCAUCCGAAUGUGAAGUUAUUCAUAACCCAAGGAGGGCUACAGUCUACCGAUGAAGCUCUGAUGGCCGGUGUACCGUUAGUUGUAAUACCGUUUCUCGGAGAUCAAUUUUUUAAUGCUGAACAUUAUGUAAAACUUAAUAUUGGAAUCCGUGUUGACUUGGAAACUAUAACUGAGGAUAAACUAAAGAACGCUAUUGAAAAUGCUAUCAGUGAUAAGACGUACCGUGAAAAUGUAGUCAAACUGCAUAACAUAAUGCGUGAUCAACCUCAGACGCCGCUGGAGCGUGCCGUGUGGUGGACGGAGUACGUGCUGCGGCACGGCGGAGCGACGCAUCUACGUGCCGCCGCCGCGCAUAUGCACUGGACGGAAUAUUAUGCUGUGGAUCUAAUAAUAACAGUUUUGGCUGCAUUUGUGAUUCUACUUGUUGUGAUUGUACUUGCGAUACGAUUUCUGUUAUUUAAGUUGCAGCUUAGAAGCUUAAAAUUUAAAAUUAAAAUAAACUAAGUUAUU